AUGUUCAAACUUCUUCUUCCUCUUCUCAUUUAUCCGAUAUCACCUUCGAUAUCACAAAACUUGAUCAUUGACGUGAGUAUUCAUAUCCCGAAUUCUAUACAUCUUCUCCCCGUUAACAGGUGUCCCAGAACGCAAUUGAACAAUAUAUUUCUUCAAUGUCCGAUCACUUUCGAAACGAGAUUCUUGAAUGGAAACUUCCUGAGAUGGAAGCAACUCGAUUCGUUUGUGGCAUAAUUCUCAAAGACACCAGGGUAUCCAACAUUCAGUUCAACAAUUUCACAUCUGAAUUGGCCGGACCAUACGAAGACUAUUAUUUGAAUGUACCCACAGUUACUCCUUUAAAUUAAUAUACUAUUUUCCUUCCAGAUAACCGAUCUCUCACUCACUCUCUCCGGCCAAUACGUUCGGAAUUUUCUUUUCUUCAAGUUUCGAGACUCAUUCUCCAUCAAAGUUCGCUUCAAAACCGUUUCUCUCGGAGCUCUAGUUCCGAGCUUUGCAAAUGGAUUUCCAUUCAUUCAUGGUGUAAUUAAUUGGUGAGUUUACUGCGAAAAUCAUAAACGAAACAGUGAGUUGGAGUUCAGUGGAUUUGUAUCUUCAGUCCUCGAAGAUCCUGAGACAGACGGAUGGUUCGUAACUGGAUUAAUUCGAGAUGCAUUCGAGUAGGCAUUCCUUUCCCAGUUAUUUUCAAUGUUCAAUCUUUCAGUGAUUAUUUCAACAAUUUGUUUUGCUACAAACUAGUUGGAUCUCUUGACAGGAAGAUCCGAAGUGACAUUCACGAGUUGCAAGUGGACUUUCCCAUCUUCGCCAGUAUGUAUUUUGUUUCAUUCCCAUCCAGACAAACUUCUGAAUUUUCACAGACUCAUCUGAAAUGUCUUAUCGAAUGUUCAAAAAGGCUCCGUUCAUCCUUCCUUCUAAGCAGGUACGGUAUUUUUUGGAAGGAGAAAUAGAAGAUCCGAUCAACGAGCCGGCUGUCUUUCUGCCCAAUGAGCUGACCGAUCGGACAGUGGUACGCCACGUGGCGUACCAUAUUCAUGAGAAACUUCUGGCUGAAAUGUUGGACGCGAUCUGCGAGAAGGGCCUUUUCGACAGCAACUUUACAUCCGUGCCCUCGAUGAAACCCGUCAGCUAUCUGUGUCUGAACACGAGCGUCAAAAUGCAGGGACUCUCAAGUGAGUCUCAUUACUUCCUCACCUGUCCUCAUGAAUUACCCUUUCGCAGACACCAUAACAAUCAUCAUUCACGUAACGAGUCUUGAGACGUACCCGGAUAAAGAGGAGAAGACCCAGCUCCGCAGUUUCAUGGUCACUCCGUUGCAUAAGUCAGAUUAACGGACGGGCGGUGCAUUCUAAUUAUUUUUGGAUUUGCAGCAGUGAGCACGAGCUUUUCAUCCGGCUCAAAUCGCAAUUGUCCAAUCGUUGGUUGGAUAAUACGUUCACAGAGCAGGUGAGCGGUUUAGUGAAAAUGAGAUGAUCGGACAGUCCAAGUUCAGCUCUUCAACCAUCUAUCCCAAGUGCUUUCCGACCACUUCCGUCUUCCAUUGCCUUUCAUUCACAACUCUUCGAUCUCCGACGUCAUCUUCCACCCGAAUGCAGAUUACUUACAAUUCAGUCCAAUUUUUUCUUUCAUGACAGUGAUACUCAAAAGUUUUGA
Caenorhabditis sp. 36 PRJEB53466 is the source of this 1650-nucleotide messenger RNA. NCBI's taxonomy places the organism in Eukaryota, Metazoa, Nematoda, Chromadorea, Rhabditida, Rhabditidae. The record is from the annotation of a GenBank genome assembly.